AGUGAAGCUCAGAAUAUAAAAUUUUAAAUCCUAUUAAUCUGUUAUUUUCUUUUCCAGCUCAUCCUUGCCACUGGAAGAGCACCAGUGCCCAAGGAUGUAAAACCAACUUAAGUGACAGAAAUAAUGCAAUACAAAUUUGUUUUAGCACUAUCAUACAGGACACUGAAGUGUUAGGAAAUGUCAGGGUGUAAAUGGAAGAUAUGCUAUUAAUUAAAUUUGUAUAUUUACAAUAAUGCUGGAAGUCAAUAUCAUUCAGCAUAGUGUACCCAAAGAAUAUUUAAUAUUAUUACUUAGAAUCCUAGGAAUAUUCUUUACCACAUCUAUUUGGUCAGUAUUUAGCAUCUCAUAGCUCACUUCAAGAUAAUGAUUAGUACCUAUGUAUCAAGUGAUUCAUAAAUAUAAGUCAUAUUAGAGUCCAAAUUUAAGAUUGCCAGAUCGGUCUUCACAAUGUCUAAAAUGCUUGAAAAAAUAUAUGAUCCAGCAGUGAGUGUUCCUGUGGAAGAUACACCAAAAAAAUUUUUAGAAAAUUUGAGAAAAUAUUCUGGCGAAUCUAGUUUAACAAUUAGAAUGAAAAUUCAAAGUGGAGAAAAACCAUAUCAAUGUUCAGAGUGUCUGAAAGGUUUUAAGCAGAAAGCAAACUUAAUAAGACAUAUAAGAACUCAUACCAGUGAAAGACCCUACAAAUGUUCAGUAUGUUCAAAAGCUUUUGCAAGAAAAGCUAAUUUAAUUAUGCAUAGUAGAAUUCACACUGGAGAGAAGUCUUAUCACUGCUCAGAAUGUCUGAAAGGAUUUUCACGAAGGUCUUAUUUAAAAACACACACAAAAAUUCAUACAGGACAGACACCACACCAAUGUUCAGAAUGUUUAAAAGUUUUUUCAGAAAAAUCCUAUUUACAAACUCACAUGAAAACUCACACACGAGAGAAAUCAUAUCAGUGUUCACAGUGUGUAAAAGGCUUUUCAAAAAAAUAUUGUUUAGAAACACAGACAAAAAUUCAUACUGGAAAGAAACCAUACAGGUGUUCAGUGUGUGCAAAAGGGUUUGCCAAAAAAAUUAAUUUACUAAUGCACUUGAGAAUGCAUACAGGAGAAAAACCGUAUCAGUGUCCAAAAUGCUUAAAAGGGUUUUCAAAAAACACUUAUUUCCAAACACAUAUGAAAACACAUUCUGGAAAAAAAACAUUUCUUUGUUUAGUGUGCCAAAAAGACUUUUUAAGAAAAGGCGAUUUAGUAACACACACGAGAACUCAUACAGGAGAGAAACCAUUUCAGUGUUCAGAAUGUCUUAAAGACUUUUCACAAAAAUGCCAUUUGAUAUUACAUUUGAGAACUCACACUGGAGAGAGACCCUAUAAGUGUUCAGUGUGCCAUAAAGAUUUUUCAAGUAAAGCUUACUUAGUAAUGCAUAUGAGAUUUCAUACAGGAGAGAAGCGAUAUCAUUGUUCAGUUUGUCUUAAAGGUUUUUCAGUACAAUCUUCUGUUAUAACACACAUGAGAAUUCAUACAGGAGAGAAACCAUACCAGUGUUCAGUGUGUGAAAAGAACUUUUCAAGGAAACAUCAUUUGGUAUUGCACAUGAGAAUUCACACAGGAGAGAAGCCAUAUCACUGUUCAGUAUGUUUAAAAAGCUUUUCAGUACAGUCUUCUGUAGUAACACACAUGAGAACUCAUACAGGAGAAAAACCAUAUCACUGUUCAGAAUGUUUGAAAGACUUCACAAUAAAGUCCCAUCUUGUAAUGCAUAUGAGAGUUCAUACAGGAGAGAAGCCGUAUCAGUGUUCUGAAUGCUUAAAAUCAUUUUCAGUAAAAUGUAACUUAGAAAUACACAUGAGAAGUCAUACUGGGGAAAAACCAUAUAAAUGUUCAGAGUGUCUGAAAAACUUCUCAAAUAAGUCUGAUUUAGUAAUACAUAUGAGGAUUCAUACUGGAGAGAAACCUUAUCAAUGUUUAGAGUGUUUAAAAGGCUUUUCAGACCCUUCUCAACUUAUAAGACAUAGGAGAAUUCAUACAGGAGAGAAACCAUAUCAGUGUUCAGAGUGUCUGAAACGUUUUUCGGUAAAAUCCCGUCUUGUAUCACAUACAAUAAUUCAUACAGGAGAGAGACCAUUUAAGUGUCCUCAAUGUGUAAAAGAAUUUUCAUUGAAAGGUAAUCUAACGAGACAUAUGGGUGUUCAUACUGGAGAAAAACCGUUUCAGUGUUCAGAAUGUCUGAAAGGUUUUUCAAUAAAAUCUCGCCUAAUAUCUCACAUGAUGAUCCACACAGGCAAGAAACCAUAUCGGUGUUCAGAAUGUUUGAAAGAUUUUUCAUUAAAAGGUAAUUUAGCAAGACAUUUAAAAAUUCAUUCAGCAAAAAAAUUCUAAUGUGAUCAGUUUAUCUGAUUUUUUUUUCAAUAAAACUGCUCAGAAAAGAACGAAGCAAAAAACAAAAUCUAUGGGAGUGCUGAGAGAUUAUAAAAAAAAAUAUUGAAUCAUUCUUGAUAAACCACAAGUAAAUUCGUACAAACAUGUAAGUGUUCUGUUCCUUGAAAUGGGACCUGUGUUGUUGAACUGAUGAAAGGAGUUGCUUGUAUUCCUGUUCUUGAAUGAAAUCUAAAUUCUCUUCCAUGACACAAUUUAAAAAGAUAUUCUCUUAAUACUCCUUUCGCAUGCUAUUUCGUUACUUUUUAACAAGUCACUGGGAACUAGCACUUUCCCGACACUACUCAAGACAGCAAGGGUUACACCAAUACAUAUAGGUGGUGACCCCACAGAUGUAAACAACUAUAGGCCAAUAUCAAACUUACCAUUACUAUCCAAAAUCUACAAGAAACUCAUGCACAAGAGAUUAUAUUCAUUUAUAACAGCACAAAACAUACUCAACCCCAGCCAAUUUGGCUUCAGAAAAAAUAAAAGCACUUAUGAUGCAAUUGUAAAAAUGCUAGAUCUGCUUUACACAGCACUGGAAAAUAAGGAAUAUCCAUUAGGACUUUUUAUUGACCUAAGCCUCUUCAAGGGGGGCUCCUUGGUGCAGUGAAGAGGCUCUUGGUCUGAGGAAUUAGACCUGUCGGUCUCCUUCCUCAGACCGAACCUAAUUACCCCCCAAUCUCCCCCUUCCCUAUCCCAUCCUCCCCUUUUUUCCUUUCCUCCUCCUCCUCCCCACCCCUCCCUUUUGCCCUUCCUCUUUUUGGCCUUUGGGAUUUUUCCCACAGGCACACUAGUUCAUACGUAGGGGGAAGGGUACCGGGGUCCAUCCCAUUCCGUUGAGGUUCUUGGCGGUGGCGUAGUUUGCCAUGGGAUCUGGAUCACCUGGGGAUGUCUCGAUCCCUCUCCCGUAUCCCGGAGGGUGGCUUUGGGUGUCUUUCGGGCGACAGGUGUAUCUCUGGAAGCCACCUUUUGGAUUCCGGGGGUGGUGGCCGAAUGAGGUAUGCUUUGUGGCGGAUAUCCAGCCACCCUCUCUUUUGUCCACCGAGGUAGCUCGGCAGAUGUGAGGUUGCUAUCCCAGAUUGCUGGUUUACUGGCAUGAAGGGUAGGGUAUGGCACGAGUUCCAUGCUGCAUCUGCGCUACUUGCAGUGCUGAGGUCCUCUUGGGCGCAGAGGGAGAUUUCUGGCCCUUUCAUUCCUUCUAGGAACUAUCCCUUCCCGGUCCCCCUUUUUUUAUUCUUUUUUUAUUUUUAUUUUCUUUUAUUUUUUUCUUAACCCUUUGAGGGUUUCAGCCGUACUAGUACGUCUUACGUGCAGGGGUUUUUGACGUACUAGUACGCAUAAAUUCUAGCGCUGUCAAAUCUCACAGGAAAAGGCUGAUAAGCCUAGAUGUGAGAGAAUGGGUCUGUGUGGUGGGUGUGCGCAGUAGGAAAAAAAUCUGGGACCCAGUGGUGCAUUGUGGGAAUGCCAUCAUAGUACACAAUGUCCACCGUGCCUUGCGGUAAGAAGUUCCUCACUCCUCGGCGAAUUGGGACACUUUUGUUCCCCAGUGACAGUUCUAAUACAGAUGGAAGUAACAGUGAAGAUGAGUUUCAAGGUUCUGGUGAGGUUUUGACCGAAACUAAUGACCAUAAUAUGGGUAAUAGUGAGGAAAACCCAGACAACCCACAGCCUUCCACCUCUGGUGCUGGGCCGUCUUGUUCACGUUCAGUUGUACCAGAAUCAAAGAGGAAACUCCUAUUUUCCCAAAUCCCAGACUCAGAUGUGAGCAUUGGUGAUGAUAGUGAUAGUGAUUAUGAACUACAAGCUCUUCAAACUUGUUCCAAGAAUGGAGGA
Messenger RNA from Cherax quadricarinatus, 4236 nucleotides. Lineage: Eukaryota; Metazoa; Arthropoda; Malacostraca; Decapoda; Parastacidae. The record is from RefSeq and is a predicted model, not a curated record.